Messenger RNA from Limulus polyphemus (Atlantic horseshoe crab), 4517 nucleotides. Its product is annotated as ephrin type-A receptor 4-like. Bases 12 to 3050 code for a protein of 1012 amino acids. Gene Ontology annotation, molecular function: ATP binding; protein binding; transmembrane-ephrin receptor activity. The transcript has 17 exons. Gene Ontology annotation, biological process: axon guidance; cell surface receptor protein tyrosine kinase signaling pathway; protein phosphorylation. The record is from RefSeq and is a predicted model, not a curated record. Gene Ontology annotation, cellular component: plasma membrane; neuron projection. Lineage: Eukaryota; Metazoa; Arthropoda; Merostomata; Xiphosura; Limulidae.
CACAUGCAGUGAUGGCGCCUAGAGAAAAGGAACGCUGGAGAACGCUGGCUGUCCUGACAUUGUGUUGGUGGCUUUACCAACCUUCUGCCAGUAAUCAAGUUGUAUUGUUGGACACAACUACAGAAAGCACCCUGGACUGGACUAGAUACCCCUAUGGACCGCAGGCUAGAACCCCAGGGUGGGUGGAGGAAAGUUUCACCAACUUUGAGCAAGGCAUCAACUGGAGAUCAUUCGUGGUGUGUGAUGUGGCGUACAGUAACGUCAAUAACUGGUUGUGGACACCGUUCGUGGAGCGAAGGGAUGCCAGCAGAAUUUACAUUGAGAUUAAGUUUAGUAUGCGAGAUUGUAACCUGUUUCCCGGAAUGGCACUGUCUUGUAAGGAAACUUUUUCUCUCCUCUAUUACGAAUUUGACGCAGCAACCAAGGAGCCUCCUCCUUGGGAACCCGAGUCGUACAAACUUGUGGACCGCAUUGCAGCGGACGAAGGCCGGUUCACUUCAACGAGUGAGGUCAUCAUAAACACCGAAGUCCGUAGUAUUCCAGUUACUAAAAAAGGAGUGUACUUCGCAUUUCGCGACCAGGGUGCCUGCUUGUCAAUAAUUGCAAUUAAAGUGUAUUAUAUGACUUGCCCAAACAUCACGCUUAAUCUCGCUUUCUUCCCCGACAGCCCUACAGGUCGAGAGGUUACAGAGAUCGUAGAGGUUGAAGGACAGUGUGUUAUCAAUUCUGAGGUUGUUGAUCCGCCCAAGUUGCUCUGUAAGGGAGAUGGAAACUGGACCCUACCCUCUGGUGGCUGUAAAUGCAAGGCUGGUUAUGAGUUUAGAGACCAAAGUUGUCAAGUUUGUACUAUUGGAACGUACAAAUCCUCAGUUGGAAACAGCCUGUGUACCUCCUGCCCUCUACACAGCUCUGCCCUCUAUAAAGGUUCGAUCGAAUGUGCAUGUGACGAAAGAUAUUACAGAGCUUCCACGGACUUGAAAGAUGCCCCGUGCUCUCAACCCCCAUCAGUUCCUCAGAAUCUUUCGGUGAGCUUUGUUGACCAAUCAACAGUCAUUCUAGCCUGGCAGCCACCCAGAUCAUCUGGAGGCCGAAAUGACACCACUUAUCGGUUGACUUGUGACGUAUGUGGGCAUGCCGUAUCAUAUGUCCCUUCUCAAAUGGGUUUUAGUGAAACUAAAGUCACAAUAUCUGGUCUAAACCCUGUUACAACAUACCGGUUUCAAGUAUAUGCUGAAAACGGCGUGUCUAGCUAUAGUGAAAGCCAGUUUGUUGAAAGAACAGUAACAACAGCUGCUUCAGUCUACCACGUGUCUAUCAAAUCAUCCUCGUCAGUUAAUAACUUCAGAGUGCUAUCUGUGAAAAGUGCAGUUGUUGUCCUUGCCUGGGAUCCCCCAGAGGAUCCAUACAUUCAGACAGAGAUUUAUGAAGUUCGCUACUUCCUACGUGGACAACAGAGUAACUCAUCUUCCGUCUUAACGAAGAAACCAGAGUCUUCAUUGACUGGAUUGACUUACAAGACUGAGUAUGGCUUUCAGGUCAGAGCUAAAACUACCCAUGGCUGGGGAGAGUACAGCAAGCCUAUUUAUACAACUACUGGUCAACUAGUUGAUAGUACAGCUUAUGUAGAAGAAGAAGAAGAUCAAGUGCAGGUGCGCAUCAUAGCUGGAGCAACUGUUGCUGUGGUUGUCUUGGUUGUGGUGAUAGUUGUUAUGAUUGUCUUGUACAUUAGAAGAAGUUCUGAUGACUAUAACAAAAAACAGCCAAGUGAUUGUGACACUCUUGAUUAUGGUACUGGGGAGGGUAAGAAAUUAGUUCCGGGUUUAGAACAUCCUCCAAUCGUUCCUACUGCCGGAAUGACUACUCUCCUUUUUACCCAUUGUGGGGGUCCAAGAAGUUACAUAGAUCCACAUACUUAUGAAGAUCCCAACCAGGCAGUUAGAGAAUUUGCUAAAGAGAUAGAUGCUUCUCACAUCACUAUAGAAGCUAUCAUUGGAGGAGGAGAGUUUGGGGAUGUAUGCAAAGGAAAGCUCAAAGUACCCUCUCAGCCAGAAAUAACAGUUGCCAUUAAAACUUUGAAGCCUGGGUCACCUGAUAAAGCCCGCAUGGAUUUCUUAACUGAAGCAAGCAUCAUGGGACAGUUUGAUCAUCCAAAUGUCAUCUACCUGCAAGGCGUAGUCACAAAAAGUUACCCAGUCAUGAUUAUCACAGAAUAUAUGGGGAAUGGGUCUCUGGAUACAUUUCUCAGGGCUAAUGAUGGAAAAUUCCAAGUUAUCCAGCUAGUUGGAAUGCUGAGGGGUAUUGCAGCAGGAAUGCAGUAUCUAUCCGAGAUGAACUAUAUCCAUAGGGACUUAGCAGCCAGGAAUGUAUUGGUGAACAACAGUCUAGUUUGUAAAAUUGCUGAUUUUGGUUUGUCUAGAGAGAUAGAGAGUGCUGCUGAAGGAGCUUACACAACCAGGGGAGGAAAAAUUCCAGUAAGAUGGACAGCCCCAGAAGCCAUUGCUUUCCGAAAGUUCACAUCAGCCAGUGAUGUGUGGAGUUUUGGCAUUGUUUGUUGGGAGGUGAUGUCAUAUGGAGAACGACCAUACUGGAACUGGUCCAACCAAGAUGUUAUCAAGAGCAUUGAAAAGGGAUACAGGCUUCCAGCACCAAUGGACUGUUCAGAAGCUCUUCAUCAACUAAUGUUAGAUUGCUGGCAAAAUGAACGUUCCUACAGACCCAGUUUCUCCAGCAUAGUCACAACCUUAGAUAAGUUAAGUAGAUGUCCAGACAGUCUACGAAAGAUAGCUAAUAAUAAGAAUCAGAAUCCAUUGGAUCCUCACACAUCAGACAUGAUGCUGUUCAAGUCAAUACCAGAGUGGUUGGACAGUCUAAAGAUGACUCGAUAUCUGGAGAAUUUUGAUCAUGCUGGUAUAACAACAAUGGAAGCAGUGGCCAGGUUAACCCAUAAGGAUUUAACAACCCUGGGUGUGACUUUAGCUGGACAUCAGAAAAAACUACUCAAUAGUGUUCAGAUGCUCAGGGCUCAGAUGUCAGAAGGUUUCCUUGUGUAGUGAGCACAUGUGUGCAGGCACUGUCUUAUUGUACAAGGUUUAUUUAAUAGUUUUGUGACCACUGUGUCCAACAAGAAUUUGAAUAACUUAGUUCAACCAAACAUAUCACAGACUCCAGGGUCUCAAAUGAUGACCAUUUUGAUAUGUUGAUCAAAAUAAGACUAAAGAUAUGUUUUCAUUUACUUUUUUCGUGACUAUUAUUUCAUUAACUAACUAUAUUGAUCAACAGAAAGAAGACUUAAGUCAUGCCUGUUUAUUGUCUUUGGAGCCUCUUUUAUUUUUUAAUGGCCAUCAUUAACAGAAGACUAGGACCUGCUUGAUCACAGUCUCUGAUAACCACCAUCAACAGGAAACUGGGAUGUGCCUGUUUAUAAUCUCUGGAGUCUUCGUUGGUUAAUCACCAUCAUCAGGAGAAUAAGACAUGCCUGGUUACAGUCUCUUGGAGCCUCUCUUGAUAAUCGCCAUCAAAGAUGACUAAUGCAUGCCUGUUUACUGUUUUGGAGCCUCUUUUAAUGACUACCAUCAACAGAAGACUAGACAUGCCUGGUUACAAUCUUUGAAGGCAUCUUUAACAACUACCAUAAAUGCAGUAGUUGACAUACUUGGCUACUGAGUCUUCAAGUCAAGCCUUUUGAAGAAUCUCAUAUCACCUUUCUGCUGUUUUGAUCUGCCGAAAACUAGGCUAUGUCUUGAUACUUCUGAGGCAGGAAUAAAGUUAUGACUAGAACUUGCUGGUGCUAGUGAAUAGAUGAAGAUUAACUUCUGAAUGGAAAAAAAUGUGAUGGUGCUCUGUCAGAUUUUAGCUUGUACAAAAAUUAGUGAAACAUUUAAAAAAAGAGUUCAGACAAUUUUUCUUCUGCAAGAUGGUUGCUCUUGACAUAGGGUAUCCUCUCUGAUGUAUGCAAGCUAGUUUAAAGGUGAGCUCCUUGAGAAUAUGCAAAUGUAUAUGAUGUUUCUGCUUGUGAAUUUGCUGUUGUUCUGUGUCUCACAUUGUAUCAAUGCCAGGCAGGUAGAGGAUCUGUCCACUCCCACAGUAUCAAACAUUUUCACCACUGUGAACUUAUUUAUUUAAUAUUUGCUUUCUGUGAAAUUAGUCACAAACAAAGUGACAUUGUAAAAUAAAAUUGUACAUUGUUGUGAGAAAAUGAGUGACAACAUAGGCAGGUGUAUUUUGUAAGUGGUUGUUUUUGUUUUCAAAUGUGGUAGUAGUCUCACUAGUCACAUGUCAUGUGCUUAAGAUUGGCCAAUAUUGAUUGUAAUAUUAUUGGGAGAGUAAUUAAAUAAUCAGUGUUACUUUCUAAAUGGUACCUUUUAUUAGAAAACCAAAUUAUUAGAGGAAUAGUUACCCUACUGUGACAGGUUUGUCGUCCAUCCAUCCAAGUGUAUCAGUAGCAGCGUCUACUCUGGCUCGUAAUUAAUUCUGUUUCAAACCUUUGAGAAUCAAAUAAACAAUAAUUUUUAAAAACU